ACAAAUUUGCCAUUCCAAUCAAUAUAUUGCACUGCUCUGGAUUAUGAUACAGAAAACAGUAAUUCAAGUCAAGCUACUUGUAGUCUGUUGCUUGGAAAUAAAUUUCUUGAGCCACUAAGUGACCGUCGCACAGAACAUGAAAAAGAACGUCGUCAGUUAAAGGAACAAUGGUUUCGAGAAGUUGGUCGCAUGCAUGAUAUUGUAUUAUCAAUGAGGCGAGCCCGAGGCUUUUAUAUACAAUGUCAACGUGAAGCUGAUCAUCGACAAAUGGAUGAAGAUGCUUUAAUAAAGGCUUCUGAAGCAGAAAAUUCUUAUAAAGCAAGUGUUGCAGAAGCUAAUGAAGGUCACAAACGAUUAUAUGCAGUAAAGAAUGAAAUUUUGCAAAAGAUACGUUUACUGUUGGCAGACAGUGAUAAUAUUUUACAAUCUGUCACAGUGGCUUACUUUCAAUUGCAGCAUACUCUCAGCACUCCGGCAUCAGUCCAGUUCCAAACACUCUGUGAAAGUAGUCGCUUGUAUGAACCAGGAUCACAGUACCUAGAAGCAGUUAAACGCCUGCCUCCUCCUGCUGCUGUUACGUUACAGACGCCAUUCACAUUCGAAAGAUAUUACGAAGGUGGAAAGCGACUUACUGACCAAGAAAGGAAAUCAACAGAUUCCAUUGAAGGUGAUGAUUUAUUUCAUGGAUUGAAAGAACAGGCUCUUUGCAGUGACACUGACAGCAUUACAAGUGCAGCCAGUAGCCAUGAUGCAGAUACAUCUCCCAGUACUAGUUGCCGGAGUCCUUCGCAUGAACUUAUUUCUGAGAUGGAUCCCAGCAGUGAAAAU
This is a messenger RNA of Gryllus bimaculatus (two-spotted cricket), 828 nucleotides long. NCBI's taxonomy places the organism in Eukaryota, Metazoa, Arthropoda, Insecta, Orthoptera, Gryllidae. The record is from the annotation of a GenBank genome assembly.